AUGAAAUCAUACACUUCGAUCCCUGCAAUCCUCCGCGUCAAUUCUGAAUCGCUCUUUGUCGCUUCGAAACAUUAUCGCCGCGCAUUUCGUUGCUGCCAGCCUGGACAGGAUCAACCAGACAAGGAUACAUCAUAUGUAUGGUUCGACUUUGAACGAGACUUCUUACUUAUCGAUUACAAUAUGACUGGUGAGCUUUGGGCAUCGCCAGAGGAUCGAUUGGCUAAUAGUGCGAAUCCUCUUCUUUAUACUACCGUGAGGUGGAUUCCGGAUGACGACGUGAAGCGCAUCAGAAACCUAGCUUGGUACAGAAAUCCAUCUCAAUCGACCGAUUUUGACUUUAUCUGGAGACUUUUUACCGGAUUAAAAAAAUGGUUCUUGGUCCAAGAACUAAUGGGUUCUGGAAAUAUUUUACAGCUACGCCAUGUCGAGAACUCGGAAGCUUCUAUUCGUAGAGCUACCAAAUACAAUCUUGUGCGAUCAUACGACUUGUCAUUUUGUGAUGUGAAGGGAGCGGAUCAUGUUGAUGUACAAGAAUGCAUUAGGUUAUUCGAUACAGCGAAAAUGUCCUAUGGACCUUUAUUAGGACCUCUAGAACUUCCUAGUCUUCCAGGGGAUUUCAAAGAUGUCACAUAUCUGGCAAAGCUAUCUGACUUUGGGCGAAUUCUUCCCACUAGGAACCUCAGAAAAUUUGAAAUCGAUGGCAAGCAUAUGGUCAACCUCAGGUUGAAAGCCAAGUUUGAGGAGGAAAGGAAACUCUAUGAGGCAUAUAUCCGGCAAAACCUCAAGAACCACAAUGAACAUAGAUCUGAGGAUUGCAAUUGUAAGGUAACAGAACUACGAUGGCUCAGGGGACUCGAACUUGUGAAUCGAUACUUUAUUAAGCAUCCACCGAGGGUGUGA
Messenger RNA from Botrytis byssoidea, 900 nucleotides. RefSeq lists its product as uncharacterized. Bases 1 to 900 code for a protein of 299 amino acids. Lineage: Eukaryota; Fungi; Ascomycota; Leotiomycetes; Helotiales; Sclerotiniaceae. The record is from RefSeq and is a predicted model, not a curated record. The transcript is spliced from 2 exons.